This is a messenger RNA of Fusarium mangiferae, 1524 nucleotides long. RefSeq lists its product as uncharacterized. The record is from RefSeq and is a predicted model, not a curated record. The coding region runs from base 1 to 1524 and encodes 507 amino acids. The transcript has 2 exons. Lineage: Eukaryota; Fungi; Ascomycota; Sordariomycetes; Hypocreales; Nectriaceae.
AUGGCGACCAACGUCGUGGUGAUAGCCACCGACCUACGGCGAGCUACUAUCAAAGUCAACCCUGGAACCUACCUUAUUGAUGUAUUGGAGGAAGCUUGCAGAAGACUCAACCUUUCUAGUGAUAAAUAUCUUGUCAAACACCGACAAAAAACAGUGGAUUUAUCUGUCCCCUUCCGAACGUCUGGUCUGUCACCAGGCGGAAAACUUGAACUUGUCCAAAAGUCGAAAACACCUUCUGCUAUCCAAGUCGCCCUCCAAGUUCCUCCACCCGAGGGUCGCGAAAUACCCGGUGGCCGUUUGAUUCAAAAGUUCCCCAGCGAUCUCACCAUAUGGAAGGUUCUCCGCCAGUUCGAAAGCGGAGAGGCCAGCAAUGGAAGGAACAUCAAUAUUACCGGCCGCGGAAUCGCGCAAAUGAGUGGUGAUACAGGGAGCGGUGGUGGACAGCUUUACUACGAAACACCGGUUCUCAACAUUAUGGGACGAGAGCUUGCAACCUUUGCCGAUUUCCAGAAGACCCUAUCGCAACUGGGAUACAACUCAGGGAGUGUCCUGAUUCGAUUGGACUACCGAAAGACAGACAAAACACUUUACGAUGCAAUGACAGAAAUUGGCCAGUUCUUCAAAGACACCGAAGAUGAAGACCUGAAAGCAGAAGCUCCAGCUGCAAAGGUAGAGAUAGCCGCAGAACAAGGGACACAGAAACCAGAAGAGCAAGCCCAAAGGGAGACACAGGACUCGCAGAUGACGGAUGAUCAAGUAGAACAGACACAUGAGCCAGCCCCCAUCCAACAAGAAACAGGGCCCAAGGCUACUGAUGAGGAUGACAUGGACAUUGACUCUUCUCGGCCCGGAGAUCCUCUGGCACCCAUCAACGUUUUCCUUGCCCCUUCAGGAUCAACGCCUGCUGCAGCCUUAGCUCCCGCUAACGACGCUGACUUUGCACCUACAAUCGCUCAUGCGCAACUCCAUCAAGCUCGGCUUCAGGGGGAUUCGAGGAACAGGCGUCUACUAUCAGAUCGUGAAUUGGAAGAGAAGGCUGCUGCAGAGGCCGCAAGGAUCAACGCAAUCAAAUCUAUUCUCGUCAAAGUUCGAUUUCCGGACAACACAAGUAGCGACUGGGAAGUAAGUCCCUCUCACAGUGGCCAGUUCCUCUACGAUGCUGUUCGGCAUGUUAUGGCCCAUAACAAUCAACCUUUCCAUCUUGUUCUUCCUGGGACCAAGAUUGUGAUCAAAGACGAUCCCAGUCCCAGCAACGGAUUGAUCAAGGCGUAUAAACUAUCUGGGCGCACUUUGAUCAACCUGGUCUGGGACGAUGCUGUACCAUCAGCCGUGCGGAAGGAGCCAUUUCUCAAGGCCAACAUUGCUCAAAAGGGCCAGCAGGUCAAGGUGCCUGAGCUCAUCGCCUCGAAUGAUCAAGAAGAGGAAGUACCUGUUACUCGGCCAGCACAAACAGAGAAGGGCGAGAGCUCAGGAGAGAAGACUGGCAAGAAGAUACCCAAGUGGCUCAAGCUGGGCAAGAAAUAG